UGGAUGAAUCAAAUAGCAAGUUUUAAAAGAUUAGACAAAUUUUUUGAUGAGAAUGGUGGAAAUAGGUAGGUAUGUUUUGUACAGGGACUCCCACUUGUAGGCCUGAUGGCUUCCUGCCGUUUCCCUUGUGUUCUUUUGUUCUUAUGAGUGAUGGCUGAGUUGGGUUUGAUUGGUGGAAGUGUUAUAAGAUUAGUGUGUCAAGUUUCCAGGAACUCAGCUGCCCAUGUUGAGUGUAAUGGCCAGGGCAGUGCACCCCACCUUUGGACAGAUGGAAAACGUAUCAACCCCUGAGAAACACAAGCUGAACUUCUAAUUCAUGAGUGCCAAGCCUGAGGACAUCAAGGUCACUCUUAAAGACCUGGUGGUGGUGAGGGAGCGCCUGGCAUCCGUCAAGAACAAGGUGCUGGUGCUGUCUGGCAAGGGAGGCUUGGGCAAGUCCACUGUGAGUGUCAUGUUGGGCCUUACCUUGGCCCUCGACGACUCCAAGGAGGUGGGGUUCCUUGACAUUGACAUCUGUGGGCCGUCUCAGCCGCGGGUGUUGGGGACAGCAGAGGAGAAGGUCCACUCUUCAGGUGCUGGCUGGUCCCCUGUGUAUGUGUCUGACAAUCUGGCUGUCAUGUCUGUUGGGUUCCUGCUCAACAGUGCAGACGACGCUGUCAUCUGGAGGGGACCCAAGAAAGAUGUGAUUGACGAGGUAGUGUUUAAGCAUGUAGCUGUGGAUGAAGUGGCUCUGCUGGAUGUGAGGAAGGAAAUCACAUUCUGCAGGAAAGUGAACAUUCCCAUCAUUGGCCUGGUGGAGAACAUGACCACCUUUGUGUGCCCCAAGUGUAAGACCAAGACGACCGUCUUCCCUGCCACUACUGGAUGUGACCCCCAGCUGGCAGAGGAUACUGAGAUGCCACUGCUUGGCCAGCUGCCGCUGGACCCCCGGGUGGCCCAGGCGUGUGAUGAAGUCACCAACAUUCCGACACAAGAGCCAGAUGCUGCUGUCACUCAGGCAUACAAAGACAUUGCAAACAAAAUCAAGGAGUACUGUGACACACAGUCCCAAGAAGCCACUUGACCUGCAGCGGUAGCAGCAGCAGCAGCAGCAGUCAUCACCACACUAACCAACACAUUCUACAGAAAAGUCUUGUUAUUCAUGCAGAGGUUUAUUUUACAUUUACUUCUUAAAUCCAUAUUAUUAACAUCA
Molecule: messenger RNA, 1192 nt
Organism: Scylla paramamosain (green mud crab)
Lineage: Eukaryota; Metazoa; Arthropoda; Malacostraca; Decapoda; Portunidae
Product: cytosolic Fe-S cluster assembly factor nubp1-like
Biological process (GO): iron-sulfur cluster assembly
Cellular component (GO): cytosol
Molecular function (GO): ATP-dependent FeS chaperone activity; iron-sulfur cluster binding; ATP binding
Source: RefSeq, a predicted model, not a curated record